Molecule: messenger RNA, 1221 nt
Organism: Fonsecaea multimorphosa CBS 102226
Lineage: Eukaryota; Fungi; Ascomycota; Eurotiomycetes; Chaetothyriales; Herpotrichiellaceae
Exons: 1
Coding region: 1-1221 (406 amino acids)
Source: RefSeq, a predicted model, not a curated record
AUGGCGACGAAACUCCAGGUCCCGCCGUCUUCAUCCAUCGUCAACGUCUCCAUCAUCGACAGCACCGCCCGCCUCCACAACCUCCCUUACUAUGUCGCGAUGACACCGCUGUACCCGGGCUACGAGCGCAGCUCCAACCUGCCAUGCUACGUCUUUUUGAUCCAUCACCCACCGACAAACACACGGGUGCUGUACGAUCUGGGCCUGCGCAAGAACUUCCGCACACAUCUGAACCCGCACCUUGUCCGAAAGAUGGCGCCGCUGGGGAUGGAAUUCAGCGUGGAGAAGGACACGGCCGAGAUCCUGGUGGAGGGCGGUCUCGAUCCGGGGGAUAUCGACACAAUCGUCCUCUCGCACCACCACUUCGACCACGUCGGCGACACGACAAAGUUCCCUCCCACGACGAGGCUGGUGGUCGGCCCCGGGACGAAGGAGAAGUACUGGCCUGCAGGUGGUGGGUAUCCCGAGGAUUUGGAGAAUCAGGAUUCGACGUCGGACACGUACGCCGGGCGCGAGGUCGUGGAGCUGGCGUUCGACAACGACCGCAGCGGCGACCCUCCCCGGGGGCGGGUGGUCUGUGAGAUUGGCGGGUUCAAGGCGUUGGAUUACUUUGGCGACGGCAGCUUUUAUUUACUUCACACGCCGGGACAUACCGCGAACCAUAUCUCUGCGCUGGCGAGGACGACGGCGCCGGCGACGGCAGGGCCGGGACGUGACGAGAACUCAACCUUCAUCCUCAUGGCCGGCGACCUCGUGCAUAGCUGCAUGAGCUUCCGCCCGUCGAGGGGGUAUCCGCUUCCCGAAACCAUCGUGCUGGAACCACAAGAAGCCACUAUUAGUGCUCCAUCCUCGUCCCAUCCCCCGUCUCUAGAAACCGAAGCCCUAGCCCGCCACCACCGCCUCUACCGACCCCCGUCGUCGCCCUCGACAUCUUCUCUGGCCGAUGCGCGCACCCAACCAUUCAGCCUGAUCCCGGCCGCGGUGGAAGAAUCCCCCCCGCUCUCCCAGCGCAACGCCAACAUCCUCGCGGAAUAUUUCGACGCCGACGACAACGUCUUGGUCAUCUACGCCCACGACGACAGCUUGCUCGACGGCGUGCUGGAGUUUUGGCCACAAAGCGAUGCCAACGCCUGGAAGGAGAAGGGGUGGGGGACGAAAGCGCAUUGGCGGUUUUUGCGGAGGAUGGUGCAUGCACUUAAGGAGGAGGAGGAGGGUGGGUGA